Messenger RNA from Vicia villosa (hairy vetch), 1418 nucleotides. RefSeq lists its product as uncharacterized. The record is from RefSeq and is a predicted model, not a curated record. The transcript has 9 exons. Gene Ontology annotation, cellular component: cytoplasm. NCBI's taxonomy places the organism in Eukaryota, Viridiplantae, Streptophyta, Magnoliopsida, Fabales, Fabaceae. The coding region runs from base 154 to 1248 and encodes 364 amino acids.
UUAGAAUAAACUUGGUCUCACAUUUAUAAGUUCAAUAUUCAAUUUGGGGUAACAAAAUACUGUAAACAUUUUGCACAGCACACCCAAAUAGAACAGAACAAAUUCGAUACGCAGUAACGCAGCACAAGGAACAAACCAGCCAACCAGUCUAAAAUGGAACACGACGAAGACGAAGACCCACCUCUUGCUGUUCAGAUUCAACAACAUGAUGAUGAACCCAUUUCUCAACAAGCUUCUGUUGGUGUAACUCUCAUCACCGGCUACCUUGGUUCCGGCAAAUCCACGCUAGUGAAUCAUAUAUUGAACUCUCAACAUGGGAAGAGGAUUGCUGUGAUAUUGAAUGAGUUUGGGGAGGAAAUUGGAGUGGAAAGAGCAUUGAUAAAUGAAGGGGAAGAUGGUGCAGUUGUUGAAGAAUGGGUUGAGCUUGCUAAUGGGUGUGUAUGUUGCACUGUUAAGCAUAGUUUGGUUCAAGCACUUGAGCAGCUUGUACAGAGAAAAGAAAGGCUAGACCAUAUAUUGCUGGAAACCACUGGUUUGGCAAAUCCAGCACCUUUGGCAUCUAUUCUUUGGUUGGAUGAGCAGUUGGAAUCUGAUGUGAAGCUUGAUUCUAUCGUCACUGUAGUGGAUGCCAAAAAUGUACGCUUCCAGAUGAAGGAGCACCGUGGCUCGUCUUCAUUUCCUGAAGCAUAUUUUCAGAUAGCAUUUGCGGACAUUGUAAUUCUUAACAAGGUUGAUUUGGUAUCUGCAGAAGGCUCUGGAGCUCUCAAGGAACUCGAAGAGGAAAUCCAUAACAUUAACUCACUCGUAGAGAUAAUUCACUCUGUUCGAUGUCAAGUUGACUCAUCUAAGAUAUUGAACCGCCAUGCUUACGAUACUAAUACCGCACAUUUAGAGGCAUUGUUAGAAGAAAGUCGUUCUCUGUCUUCUAAUAAGCUUCAUGAUAGUGGUGUGAGAACCAUAUGCGUUUGUGAGACAGGCACAAUUGAUAUUGAUAAGACUCGUAUAUGGCUAGAAGAAAUUCUUUGGGAGAAGAAAUACGAUAUGGAUGUAUAUCGUUGCAAAGGAGUCUUAAGUGUUCAAAAUUCUGAUCAAUUGCAUACUUUGCAGGCAGUGAGGGAACUGUAUGAGAUUGUUCCUGCUCGCAAGUGGAAGAAGGAAGAAAACAGGGUGAAUAAGAUAGUCUUUAUAGGUCAUAAUCUGAAAGAAGAUGUUCUAAUAAAUUCCUUGAGAGCUCUUGCAACCUGUUAGGCUGUUUAUUUGUAUGGGUAUAGAUUAAUAGUUGGGUUGUUAAUGAUUUUGAGAUUCAAUCAAAAUAGUGUAGUAGAAUCUCAGGUGUUUUUUCUAAUCCCAUUUCAAGUUCUAGAUAUCAUAUUGCUCAGCUCAUAUACAAAAUAUAAUACAAUUUAAGCUUUCCGUUA